Messenger RNA from Linderina pennispora, 1155 nucleotides. RefSeq lists its product as uncharacterized. NCBI's taxonomy places the organism in Eukaryota, Fungi, Kickxellomycota, Kickxellomycetes, Kickxellales, Kickxellaceae. The record is from RefSeq and is a predicted model, not a curated record. The transcript has a single exon. Bases 462 to 1070 code for a protein of 202 amino acids.
CGUACGAGAUCGUUGCCUCACACCCUGGGCUGAUCCGGAACACGAGUGCACAGCGUCAGGCGGGUGCUGGAUUCCUGCCAGUGCCCGUUUGCCGGAGCUUGCACGAGAAGUCCUCCAGCAAUGCAGCAAGGAGCAAGGCAAGCGUCGCUUUUGGAGUCGAUUCAGUCAGCUGCCCCGCCCGAGAUCCAGUCGCUGAUCGCCAAGGACCAAGGAGGAUAUGCCACCGGUGGCUUCAAAGCCGGAUACUGAGAGCAAAAAGACAGAGGCUUCUAGCCUGGCCCCGCUGGUUGCUCCUGCACCGGUCAAGGAGAAGUCAGCCGAGGCUACUGUGUUGCCAUCUAAGGCCUGAGAAGUCCAGCAAAGCCUGAGAAGUCAGCGUUGCCUGCCUUUGCACCAGAAACCAAGAAGGCGCAGGAUCUGGCAGUUGCCCCAGCAAAGGAUGCCGUAGGUUCAAGCCGCAGAUGCCAUCGGCCAUUACCACGAGGCCUCAACCAGUGACGGUGCGGGCACUGACGGCCGGCCAGUCGCAGUUACCGCAGUUCUCGUUUACACUCCAAGUACCGGAGUUGGCCAAGACCCCAGUGAAGCGCAAGAUCUCCCAGAUGGACGCGUCUGAGCUCCCGGCCUUUGAUUUCACUCUAGGAGUAAAGCGGCAAGCGGUUGACCCGCCAAAGUCUACGGCAGCCACUGCCACGCCACCUGUGCAGGACCCUUGGAACCAGCCCGCAGCAGCGAAGAGCAACCAGUGGAAGUGCUCCAUCUGCGACUGCGUGAGUCCCGAUUCGGCAGACAAAUGCAUUGUCUGUGAGGGUCCAAAGCCCACGUCUGCCCCUGCUGCGAAGACCUUGCCUGCUUCUGUUGAGAACCCGGUGCAGGAUCUUUGGAGCCAGCCUGCAGCAGUGAAGAACGGUCAGUGGAAGUGCAGUGUUUGUGACCUGCUGAGUCCCGACUCUGCCGACAAAUGUACUGUCUGUGAGGCUCCGAAGCCCGGACCAACUCCAGUUGCUCCUACUCCUGCUCCCGCUCCGGACUGCCCCGAUAAACGAUGUGUGGAAGCAAGCCUAUGGUGAAGAGUGGUGAGUGGGUUUGCUCGCUGUGCAGUCUCAAGAGCCCCGGACUCUGCUGACAAAUGCAUCGUCUGCGAGGCUCCGAAGC